GUAAUAUCGAGUGGAGUCACGUGACCCAGGUGUGACAGGGCUCUACGAACACCGCUAUUUAGGAGGGCGUUUACUUGCCGUACCCUGCAACACCCGUAAGACCAGUGGUAGAAGUAGGAGGUUCACGGGUACCGGGUCGUGUACUGUUGACAGAGAGUUACCUACAUUCGCGAAGAUUAAACUCCCAACGCCAAGAUGAGUUCCAUGCCGACGUUGAAGCCAAGACAUGUUGUGUUAGUGAAACAACCGGGUGUGGUCUGCUUUGGAUUCAAUAUAACUGCUACAAGAUCCGAGCCGUACCGCUACACUGGUAUCGUGGUGGACAACUCACUGGCCAAGCAGGCCGGUCUGAGAAGCGGGGACAGAGUGCAUGAAAUCAAUGGAGUAAGUGUGGACGGACUACCGCUACCAGAUGUCCAGGCCAUGGUGGCGCAGGUCAAGGGCCGGGUGGAGCUGCUUGUGGCAGACCCCAUGACAGACCAGCUGUACCGUGACAACAACGAAGCGAUAAGAGGAGGGCUACCCGAAACAAUCUACAUCCAGGUUCCCCCCGAUGAACACCCAGGAUUCACAGACCAACCGCAAUUAACCAAUGGUUCAAGUGAGAUAGAGGCUGAAGUUGUGGAUGCCGAUACGUUCCUCGGGGACGAUGGGGACAUACCUCCCCCUAUUACGGGGUAUCAGUCGAACGGAGUCAACCAUUCAGAGCCGAGUCCCUUCAAGGCCCGACUGUGCACCAUCAAGAAGUGGCCUGACUACCAGGGUUUCGGCUUCGUCCUGCAUGGCGACAAGGACGAACCCGGGCAGAACAUCGGCAAGGUGGAGAGUGGUUCCCCUGCCGAGGCGGCGGGUUUGCGACAGGGAGACCGCGUGGUGGAGGUGAAUGGCGUCAAUGUUGAGGGCGAGUUCCAGCAGCAGGUAGUGGGCAGGAUCGCCAAUGGUCCGACUCCUGGCCAGGCUACCGUAUUGGUGGUCGACCCCGACGCACUCCGCUUCUUCCGAGGCCAUAGCGUGUCAGUGCAUGGCUCGAUGGUGGACAUAGACCGGAUCGAGACACCCCCAAGGGCGCUGGUGCCAGCGACAACUGGAACUGCGAAAGUGAGAUUAUGUCAUGUGAAGAAGUGGCCAGAUUUCACUGGGUACGGCUUCAUCCUGCAUGGGGAGAGGGGCGUCCCGGGCACUUUCAUCACCAACAUUGAUGCGGGGUCGCCAGCAGACGCAGCCGGAUUGCGGGACGGCGACAAAAUCAUCGAGAUCAACGGUGUCAACGUUGAGGGCGAGGAGCAGCCAGGCGCCAUCAGAUACAUCCAGAUUGGAGUGGACGGCAACGUCAAUGAGACAAGGCUCCUGGUGGUGGAUCCUGAGGCGGAGCGCUACUUCAGGAGACAAAACAUCCAGAUCUCUGGCUCCAUGGCGGAUGUUGUUUAUUCAACCAACCCGGACAGGGAAAUCCCUUUUCCAGCCCCUGUUCCAGCCCCUAUGAUACAAUCCCAGUCCGCAAACAACAAUAGUGGAUACAGGGCCCGCCUGUGUCACCUCAAGAAAUGGCAAACGUUUGACGGAUACGGCUUCUAUCUCCAGUCAGAGGAGGGAGUCAAGGGCAUCUUCAUCGGGAAGGUCGACCCCGACUCCCCUGCCGAGGCUGCGGGACUGCGUCGAAACGACCGGAUUAUCGAGGUGAACGGCGCCAAUGUGGAGAAUGACACUCAGAACGAGCUUGUGGAAAAGGUUGUGGCUGUUCCCCAGGAAACAAGGAUGUUAGUCGUCGACAGGGAAACGUACGACCACUUUCUAGAAUGCGGUGUCCUCGUAAACGGCAACAUGACCGAUGUGGAUAUCAUUGAAGCGCCUGACACAUAAAUUGUUGGCGAGGGAACUUCAUGAAAGAACAGGUGCGUGCCAAACUCCUGUACGCGCAGUACCGUUGCAGCUGAAAUCAAAGACGUUCAUUUCCCCGAAAGUGAUCCUGUGUUUAAGGAGCCAGUGCGUGUAUAUAGACAACUCCAUCGCCUACAUGUGUAUUGGUUAUGACAUAGACGUUAUGCCGCCUAUAUGUGUAUUGGUUAUAACGAAUACGUUAUACCGCCUACAUCGUAUGUUACCACAUUUAUGUUAACCAAGCAUUUUUCAAUUAUUUCUGCUUUUGUAGUUAGCUUCACGAAAUCGCGACGAGAAACAGUGUAUCUAAGGGAUGGCGUCAUGAACUCUCAAAGAUAGACUUACCAAUAGACAGAGAACAUUUUACAUGUAAUGCAGACCAACCCAGUUAGUUUUCUUUGAUAAUUAUUCUUGUACAUAUACGUCUGUGGUCUGCAUAAUGUAAAAGGAAGCGAAAGUAGAUUCGGAAUUGGUAUCUUUCGUUUUACAAAGCCUAGGUCUGUCUUGUAAUCUAUGUCUAGCUGGAUCCCAGGCAAAGGGGUGUGUGCUGCUGACGCAUCUGUAUGAAUAUGUGGAUCAAGUAAAUACGCGGUAGAUACACGGAAGACACACUGCGAUGUUUACAGAGAAUUACGUGUGACAGGAAGACAUAUUUAAUUAAGGAGGCAUAUGUAAAUGCCUCCUUACAUACACCCUGCUGCACUGAACAAUGCAAUACAUUUGGCCCCUAACCUGUAUGUUCCCCUCCAUGUAACAGGUGUUUGCCCUACUUGAUAUUACGUCAUUGUAAAAUAUGUAUGCUCCUCACAAAAAUCAUGUCUUUAUACACUAAUAUGUUAAUUUGAACAGAUAUUAUAUUUUUACUAAAUAAAUCGUAUAUAAUUAAA
This is a messenger RNA of Haliotis rufescens (red abalone), 2765 nucleotides long. Its product is annotated as Na(+)/H(+) exchange regulatory cofactor NHE-RF1-like. The transcript is spliced from 5 exons. The coding region runs from base 196 to 1860 and encodes 554 amino acids. The record is from RefSeq and is a predicted model, not a curated record. Gene Ontology annotation, biological process: protein localization to plasma membrane. NCBI's taxonomy places the organism in Eukaryota, Metazoa, Mollusca, Gastropoda, Lepetellida, Haliotidae. Gene Ontology annotation, molecular function: protein binding; protein-membrane adaptor activity. Gene Ontology annotation, cellular component: apical plasma membrane.